Rasamsonia emersonii CBS 393.64 is the source of this 5511-nucleotide messenger RNA. RefSeq names its product SNF2 family helicase/ATPase. The record is from RefSeq and is a predicted model, not a curated record. The coding region runs from base 1 to 5511 and encodes 1836 amino acids. The transcript has 2 exons. Gene Ontology annotation, cellular component: nucleus. NCBI's taxonomy places the organism in Eukaryota, Fungi, Ascomycota, Eurotiomycetes, Eurotiales, Trichocomaceae. Gene Ontology annotation, molecular function: ATP binding; ATP hydrolysis activity; ATP-dependent chromatin remodeler activity.
AUGGACCUAGAAACAGGCGAUCCUCUUGACUGGACUGUAGAUCAGGUUGUGGCUUUCCUGUGCCACAGUUCUUCGGCGCCAUGGUCCCAGUCGGCGAACCCUGCUCGUCUCCCCGAUCCCAACGCGUUCGAAGCCGCUAUCCGGGAGAAUAUGGUUAAUGGUGAAGUCCUGCUGAACGAUGUGGAUAAGGAGACACUUCGGGAGGACCUGGGCCUUAAGGCUCUUGGUCCGCGCAGCACCGUCAUGGCAGCUAUCCGCUACCUCCGGAAACUGUCAGUGAAAUAUCAGAGAGCGUAUUCUGCACAUACGUCCGCCUAUAACGAUGGUCAACCUGCGUAUUCCCCUAGAAUGACUCCCAUGACCGUGGCAAGCCACGUUCCUGGUUCUCCGCAACACUACCCUAAUGUUUCACGACAAGCUACUCCCCGUCAGGGAAUGCUUCCUACGUCUCUACCCGUUGCUCCCUCUGUUCCGACCGCUCAAGAGGUCAAACCUGAACUAUAUCCAGGUGAUAUCCCUGAUAGAUCGUUGCAACCCAAUGGGAUUCAUCCGUCUUCAGAACCACCGAAUUCCCAUCAACCUGUUCUUGAUGAUGACAUCAAUAACAGACCUCAUGACACCCCCAAUCCCCAACCUCCGCAGUUGCCUGACGAACGGAGCGUUGCACGCGGUGCCUCACCGCGUCUACGCCCCAAUGAGUACUUUCAUGUUGACAGUCAAGGCAAAAAGCGGAGAAAGCUCGACCUUACUUCCAGUGCGCUGGCUCAAAAAGAAGCGGUAUCCGAUCAGGAAACACCGCAGUUACGAGCAAAGAAUUGGUACAUGGGUCCGAGUAGAUUCGAUCCCAUGGAUGUAUUUUACCCUAUACAGCCUGAUUCCGAAGUUGAAGAAUCCUUAUUCGUUACUUUGAGUCCAGGGCUGCCGACCGGUCUGCGGCUCUUUGUCAAGAACUGCCUUCAUCAGCUUUUCCGACAGCAGCGGGUGAGGUUGGCGGCCAAAGAUGGCUACAAACGUUCAGCCAUAUUCCCUUGCAAGAGCACCCUCCUUGGCGGCAACCAGCCCCAGUUUUUCACCCUGUAUUCUUCACGUGAUGGCCAAGUCACUGUCACACAGGAGACAACGGCUGACUGGCCUGAAUUUAGCUUGCAGAGCAACCAACGCCCGGCCUUGGGCUCUAAAGAUCGGGAUCCCUAUGACUACCUGCUUGAGAAGUAUCCUGUCGAAGAAAAUGAGGAGCAUGCACUUCCUUUGUACGGUGAGUCGGGAUCAGAAGGUGAAUAUGAUUCCGAUACAUGGCGCGAAAUUGAGGAGUCUCAAGAAGACCAGCCUAAAUAUUUGACUUCUCACGAAGUCAACUCGGUCAUCGAACGUUGUGUCAGAGACUACGAAGAACAGUGGAGGAGAGAUCACCUUCCUAAGCAGGAGCAUAAGGCCCAUCGAAUCUGGAUGGAAGCCAAGAGACUUCGGAACAGGAACCAGCAAACAAAGAGCAUACAGCGAGAUAUCGAGCACUUGCAACGACGUCUCGAAAAAAUCAAGAAGGAGAUCCAUAUGGAUAAAUAUGCCAAAAUCGCGGACGUCGAGUUUAUAUGCCAGAGCAUGGAGCAGACCGUCUUCAAUAUCGAGGCACAGAAGUGGCGAAUUUCAAUCCUAGAAAAACCAGAAUGUCCGCCCAAAGUUCCAGCCAUCUCGAAGCCUCGGCCCAAGAAAGUUCGACUGGAUCUUGAUGAGGAGUCACUCGGCUCUGAGACAGACGAUUUGGCAGAUGACUCUCUAAGCGAUUUUAUCGAACAUGACGACGCCCCCAUGGACAUUUCUAUGACAUCUGACAGCGACGACAUCAUCAGUCCUUCAGGGAAAAGGAGAAAGCAGCGCAAUAGUAACGGUCAAGUGCAGCAUAAAAGCGCUCUGGUUAAGGCUUUUGAAAUGUCACCUUCGCCUCCUAUGCCGCCUGCUACUACGCAGCAGCAGCCUCCCACGUCUUAUGUGCCUGUAGGCGGGCAAGACAUUGAGAUGAUCGAUUUGACCCAAAGCCGCCCAGGUUCCCCAGGGGACGAUUUUGAGAUCACGACACCGCCCUUGAAUCCUGCGCGUCCUGCUCAUGAGCCGGAAUCUAUCACUCCACUAAAGACGGAACAGCCUUCAUCGCCAGCCUUCUCGGUUAUUCCACCCGCGCCACAAUCUCCUAGUGCCGGGAUGGCUAGGAGGACUGGUACUCCAUCAGAUAGAAAAAAGCCUGAACUAUUUGAUAUCGACGUCGACGACUUUAAGAGGAUGGUGCACGUUAAGUGGAGUGUACUUGAAGAUCGCCGCGAUCGCCAAAGGCUCCUGACGAAACUAAUUGCGUGUUUGCCUGGGGAUGAGCGUACUAACAUGGCAACAACCAUCCCGACCUAUACUCGCGUUGAACUCAGGAGUCUGACGUUCAGAGCCCUUCAAGCCAUGCGUAACCAUAGCCAGAAGUUACGCGGCUUGGACGCUGCACAGAACGAAAUCAUCAUGCGCGUGGCGUCACUUUACGUGUCCUGGAACAAUUGUAUCAGGCUCAACCAAAAAGGAAUCAACAAGAGCUUGCUGGACAACGCCAUAAACAACAAAGGCGAUUUCGAAGACUUUGCCAACCAACUCACUGCGCGUCUCGAGGCAUAUACUCGACUGAUUGCUCGGAAAGCAGCUCCUGCAAAAGAUGAUACCUCCCCCACCAGUACGGAAGACUCGGAUCAAGACUUGCUAGCGGCGUCAUCUCGUACACCCCAUAAGAAGCGGAAACGAGAAAUUAAAGAAAGCGAGGAAGUGAAGAGGAACCACGAGGCCGCUCAGGUCCGUGUUGCAUUGCAGGAAGAGCAGCGGAAACGACUUGAAAAGAGGAUGGAAAGCAUGGGCGUCAGUAAUGACGAUCCAGAGCGUCAAGCUGUUAGCUUCGAACAGCCGGUCAUUUACCUUGAUGCUCACAUUGGGCGGCGCGUAAAGUCGCACCAACUUAACGGCAUUCAGUUUAUGUGGCGUGAACUGAUACAAGAUGAGAAAGGCGAAGGUUGCCUUUUGGCACAUACUAUGGGCUUAGGCAAGACGAUGCAAGUUAUUUCACUUCUAGUCACAAUCGCUGCGGCGGCCGCUUCAGACGACGACUCUGUUCGUAACCAAGUGCCUAAGCGUUUUCAUCGAUCGCAGACACUCAUCCUGUGCCCUUCGUCAUUGAUUGACAAUUGGUAUGAGGAGUUUUUGAUGUGGACCCCGCGGAAGAACUAUCUUGGCACAAUAAGAAAGGUCACAAGCUCGGUAACGUUACAACAACGGUUGGCGGAGGUUGCUGCAUGGCAUGAAACCGGCGGCGUUCUUAUUCUGAGCUACGAUAUUUUCCGGAACUGGAUCCACAACAAGGAAACAAAGCAGCGCGGGAAGCCUCUGGAUGAUCAAACCCAUGCACGGGUCCGAGAGCAACUGUUGAAAGGGCCCAACAUCAUUGUCGCAGAUGAAGCGCACAAAAUGAGGAAUCGUGCAUCUGGACUUUCUACUGCUGCGAGCUUAUUUGAAUCAAAAAGUCGCAUAGCUCUCACGGGCUCCCCGCUGGCUAAUAAUCUGGUCGAUUACUUUGCCAUGGUCGAUUGGAUUGCUCCAGGAUACCUAGGAAAGUUCGUUGAAUUCAAGGCCAACUACAUAGAGCCAAUCGAAGACGGACUGUAUGCCGACAGCACCUAUACUGAGAGGCGCAAGUCCCUCAAAAAGCUUCAAGUCUUGAAGGAGAUCUUGAAUCCGAAAAUCAACCGAGCUGAUAUUUCCGUCCUCAAGGGCAGUCUUCCACCAAAAGUUGAAUUCGUCAUAACCGUUUCCUUAACCGAUCUCCAAAAGAAAGCAUAUGACUUGUAUGUGAAAUCUCUUUUGGAAGAUAAGUCGAGAGGAGAUGUUAGGAGCAUGAUGAUCUUGUCUUGGCUGGCCAUUUUAGGGUUAUGCUGCAGUCACCCGGCUUGUUUCAAGGAUAGGCUGCUGGAACGAGCAAAUAGUCAGCGAAAGUUCACUAGAAGGUCCGACGACUUUGACCAGGAGGAAAUGCCUGGAGACGAACCUAUCAGUCAAAUUGGUCUCUCCGAAUCGAUGAUUGCCGCGCAGGAAGAACUUCUUUCUAGCGUCCCUGAUCUUGACAACCCGGUGCAUUCUCAUCGGGCUCAGAUCCUUGAUAGGAUAAUUAGCGAAUCUAUCAAGGCGGGCGAUAAAGUCCUGGUUUUCUCCCACAGUCUUUCGACCCUGGAUUAUCUCGAGAAACUCUUGAUAUCUACUGGAAGGAGAUAUUCUCGAUUGGAUGGUUCGACGCCAGUUGGCGUGCGACAGGCUGCCACCAAGAAUUUCAAUAACGCGACGACUCUGCAACAGGUGUUCCUUAUUUCUACUCGUGCAGGUGGGCUUGGGUUGAACAUUCCUGGUGCGAACCGAGUCAUCAUAUAUGAUUUCCUCUUCAAUCCUACCUGGGAGGAGCAGGCAGUCGGACGAGCCUACCGUCUUGGCCAGCAGAAGCCGGUUUUCGUCUAUCGUUUCAUUUCUGCAGGCACGUUCGAAGAGGUCCUGCACAACAAGGCCGUGUUCAAGACGCAGUUAGCAAUUCGUGUGGUUGAUAAGAAGAACCCAGUUCGCUGGGCAUCGAAAUCUCUUGGGGAAUAUCUUUUCCCGGUAAAGGAGGUCAAGAAAGAAGAUGUUUCCGAAUACAUCGGAAAGGAUCCCCGCGUUCUAGACAAGAUUAUUGGAGAUGAUAAGGACAGAAUCAUCCGCAAGAUUGCUCUCACUGAAACCUUCCAGAAGGAAGACAAUGACAAACUCACAGAAGAGGAGAAAAAGGAUGUUCAACAAGAACUGGAUGAUGAACGUCUCAAGAGAAGCGAUCCUGAGGCUUAUGCCAAGAGAAUGAGAGAAAAGUGGAUGGAACAAGAAAGAGAAAGGAUGGCAGCCGAAGCAAAAAGGGUGGCUUCGAUGCAAGCCCAUCAGCGAGCCUAUCAGCAAGCUCAGCAACAAGCUCGGCAACAACCUCAGCAGCAAGGCCAACAGCAAGCCCCUCCGCAAUCAUGGACACCGCAACAACUUCAGUCACUUGUCUACCGCGGAUACAUUCCACCAAGCACAUUGGGGAGCGUUCCAACCUCAAACGUUCCAACCUCAAAGCCUGUCAUUCCUGAUAGCGCUCAUAAUAUCGGCCCCCCUCCGUUGGAGCCUGAUACCAGUGUUUUGAAUGCAAAUGCGCAGUCGGAACGGACAGCGUCUGCAGCUGAUGGGAAUACUGCGGCGGCUUUGUCUUCGAUUUCGGAGAUGGCCAGAACCUCUACAACUGCGUCUUCGGGAAACCAGGUCGCACAGCCUGCGCCUGCAACAUCUAUAAAUGAACGGUCAGGCUCUUCUACCGUUGACCAUCCUACGGUCAGCAAUGGGCAAAAACAACCCGGACCAGGGACUGCAGCUGGAGGGCCUCAAGUUGCUGUGUCAUCAACUAUGCGAGCUUCACCGGUCUUCGAAGGGGGUUCGCUAUGA